Puccinia triticina is the source of this 1239-nucleotide messenger RNA. RefSeq lists its product as uncharacterized. The record is from RefSeq and is a predicted model, not a curated record. The transcript has 8 exons. Bases 1 to 1239 code for a protein of 412 amino acids. Lineage: Eukaryota; Fungi; Basidiomycota; Pucciniomycetes; Pucciniales; Pucciniaceae.
AUGGUUGAGGAUAUGGUAGCUACGGCGCCGGAGACGCGCCCACCCGCCAUCCCUUCCAGCCACGCACAACACCCCCCCCCCCAGGCACCCCGCACGCCCCCGCAACCGCACCCAGCAUCCACAACAUUUCCUGUCCUGCGCAGAGGGGGAGUGGCUAGGCUCCCCGGCAACGCGUUACCCCAGAGAUCCCCUUCCCCCCCACGGCAGCCAGCCCCCGUCGACCCCCCGCCCGGCCUCGCGAGCCGUCAAACGCUGCGUUUGGUCCCUCCCAAUCCCGAGCCCGCGGGCCACCCAAUGACACACCACAACGCGAGAAUGACGUGCCACCAAGACACAAAACAGGCCGAGAACCGUCGCGUAGCCACCAGAUCCCAGACAUUGUCGCCAGCGCCCCGCCGCCCAAACCCCCCCGGACUAAUCUACCAACGGGACGACAUCACGCCUUGGGCCGUUGGAAUACCCCGCGAUCGGGCCUACCUCGCCCGAAUCGCCGUCCGCACCGAAAAACCCCGCAAGCAAUCCCUUCAAUCGGACCUGAACUCCCGGAGCAAAUGCCACGCCCUCACCUACGGCGCAACUGUCGACUUCUACGAGAUACUUAACUGUUCGAAGGCGAAGACCGUUUACGUUUUCUUGGAAAAUUUGUACCCAUCAGUAAGACUUCCCAACGGUCAAACUCCACAUUACAGCAAAAGUUACGCCAGCUCAUCUGGCGUUUGGAGCCAGGGAAAGAAAAUUUUCCCGGUCAACUUGAGCGCAAACAAUAACUCCGACACACCCCUCACCAAAGGCCAACUCUACAUAAUCAAAGGCGAAAUCCGCGGUAUUAACUUCAUGCGCGUCCCGAAGUUGACCUGGACAGUUGGCGACAAAAGACGUUCAAAUGUCGACAAACAUCCCUCCGAAUGGCAACGAGUCUGCGUUUCCGGCCUUGGUACAAUCAUUAAAGUUCGAGCCAAAGCUGCCUGGCCGGAAAGCAACAGCACCGUUAUUAGUCUCACCCUAGAUCACGGUGGGGUUUUCCGAGUCCGCUGUGUCUUAGGCUUAACCAACAAGGAGUUCCCUCGCGGAAUGAGUGUAUUUCCUGGAAGUAAGAUUCAUUACAAAGGUCUCCUCGACGGUUUUGGCAGAACAUCCCGACAGAUGAUUGUUGAGGUAACACACGCCACCAUCUCAUCCGAAGACAUCCUCUUCACCGACUCCGACAAAACCGCCAGCUCACUCAACAAUGACUUCUAG